Cooperia oncophora is the source of this 477-nucleotide messenger RNA. The record is from the annotation of a GenBank genome assembly. NCBI's taxonomy places the organism in Eukaryota, Metazoa, Nematoda, Chromadorea, Rhabditida, Trichostrongylidae.
AUGCUUUUGCUACUGCCUACUAUCACAGAAGCUGGUUUCUUCAUGCAAAUUUUUGCGGAUGCUGGAUUGGAAGUCACUUGUCCAUCUGGAAAUCUCGUUUAUAUCCACCCUAUAUCGGAAGAUCUGCAACAAUGCGAUCAGCAAAUUGGGAAUUAUAAUGAAUCUACUUGUCCAGGAGGAACCGCAUGUGAACGAUUUCCAGUACUUGUACCUGGUUUUCAGGAUUACUGCUGCUGGAUAAACAAAACCGACAGCGAAGCCGUCGAAAGCGCUUCUCCGUCUACUAAGGAAUCGCCAUCGUUCAGUAGACGGGGAACUGCUGAUAGAGGAGUGGUGGAAGCAAUUAUUGAACGACCUGAGUCACAGGAAUCUGGCGAGAAAGAAGAAGAGUUGGAAGAGGUCAGCACGGUUAAAACACGAGCACGGGUGCGUACAACCACGCCUUUGCCGGAAGACGAAGACAGUGAGUUUGGGGAA